Molecule: messenger RNA, 498 nt
Organism: Schizophyllum commune H4-8
Lineage: Eukaryota; Fungi; Basidiomycota; Agaricomycetes; Agaricales; Schizophyllaceae
Exons: 3
Molecular function (GO): protein binding
Source: RefSeq, a predicted model, not a curated record
AUGGCCGACCAGAUAGGCCGCCACGGCUCCCUCAUGCUCAUGAAACGGACAGAGCCAAACACGGUGCUCACCGGGUUCGGCAUCGACACGGACGAGCUCACCUUCGGGUCCUCAAUCAACUGCGAUGUGCGACUCUACUUUGACGAUGUGGCCAGUCUGCACUGUAAGAUAGUGUUCCCGGAAAAGAAGGUGCGUGUCGUGCUUUCACGCGCGGGCGCGAUACGGCCGACGAUGACGAACAGUGGGAUGCAGCCGACGACGGUCGCGAUGCAGAAUAACUCGGAGAUCGUGGUGCAUGGGAAGCACUUCCGCUUUGCGUACCCGCCGAAGGAGAUGCGGCCGAUGCUGUAUGCGACGCCUCCGCGCGCCGACCGACGCGCUCUCCGCCUCUCAAUGAUCGAGUCCGCGCGCGUCUUCUCCCCGCGCCCCUCCCCCAUCCCCGCGGAAAACCUCCGCGUCCUCAAAUCGCCCAUCAAGCGCAACACUUCCCCGAAGAAA